AUGUAUGAAGCAGCAAGUGGGAAACAGAGUACGAGCAAAGGAGAUCUUUCUACUAUUAAGUUGAACGUUUGUUCGAAGUGCAACAAUACUGUUGAUAAGUACAUUGAGUAUGAUAAUUUUAUCUUAUUUAUUGACAUAUUGCUAUUGAAUGCCGGUGCGUUUAGACAUUUGAUAUUCAAUGUGUUGGAGGAUGAGGAAGUGUAUUACAGGCAUGUCUCUGAGCACCAAUGUGCUGACACUGGUGGUGGAGCUGGAGCUGGAGCUGGAACCGGGGAAGACCAUAGGACGAAGAGCAAGCUCUGGAGAGCAGUGAGACGACACAGAAAGUUUCUUCGGCUCUACACAGUGUGUGUUCUCUUCGAGGUGUACUUGAGUUGGGCCUACGAAGAACGGAACUUGCCCUUAGAUGUGCUCGAAGCGGUGCGGGGCCGACACAGUGUGGGCAGUGCGGUUGGUGCGGGAUACGUGCGCGUGUACUUACUGUAUUUGGCACGCUGCGUGGCCGGCUCGGCCGUGAUGCAGGUCCUGGUCGCAGCUGUGGUCGUGGCGUUCUACGGUCACAGCGGACACGCACCCCCCGCGGGCUGGCAAAGCGUCGGCAUGGUGGUGGUAGUGACACAGGCAGUCAAGUUGCUUCCUGUUGUAAUGUUGAUUUGGCCGUACGAGUCGCAGGUGCCGGUUCAGAUAGUGCGCUGUCUCGGCAAUUGCUACACCGUCGAGGGGCUUCGUAUCGUGCUUGGAUGUCCAAGGACCGUGGCGGCGGCGGCGGUGGUGCUUGCGUUGAGCACGAAGAUGCUUCUCCGGUUCUUGUGCGGCUAG
This is a messenger RNA of Ascoidea rubescens DSM 1968, 819 nucleotides long. It is a transcript of the gene ARV1, whose product is annotated as sterol homeostasis protein ARV1. The record is from RefSeq and is a predicted model, not a curated record. Gene Ontology annotation, biological process: regulation of plasma membrane sterol distribution; sphingolipid metabolic process; intracellular sterol transport. Bases 1 to 819 code for a protein of 272 amino acids. NCBI's taxonomy places the organism in Eukaryota, Fungi, Ascomycota, Saccharomycetes, Ascoideales, Ascoideaceae. Gene Ontology annotation, cellular component: Golgi apparatus; cortical endoplasmic reticulum. The transcript has a single exon.